GUCACAGAAACCCCUCCCCCAGAGACCUCAGAUUAGACACACAGAGGCUGUGAGAUCUGCAGAUUAAGAAAAUAGACUGCUGCAUCAUGCAUGGGGAGACUGCCCUGGAUUAGAGGCAUCCAGAGAGAGACUGCACCACCAUGCAUGGAGAGACUGUCCAAAAUUAGAGACAUCCAGAGAGAGAAAGAGCGAGAGAGACUGCUGCACCAUAUGUGUGCAUCUCCAUUAGCGUGACAUCCCUGAAACCUUAUUAACUGAGAGACCGCUCUAUAUGACCUGCGAGGGACCGCCUCAACAACUCUGGCCACCUAAUGAAAAAGUGUGACAUCUGAUCUGAAGAGACAGACCCUCUGGAUCACGAUGUCUGAAGGAAUUAUGAGCAAAGCUGCGACGAUGGAGAUUCCAAUCAGCAGCAACGGGGUCUCCGGGGCCCUCAACGAGGACGAGAGUUUGGAGCAGGAUCUGCAGCAAGUGAUGGUCUCCGGACCCAACCUGAACGAGACGAGUAUAGUGUCGGGCGGAUAUGGAGGGACCACUGAAGGGAUCAUUCCGACCGGCAGCUUAAAAGGGCCGGCGGUGCAGUUUAACCCCAACUUCCUUGGACCGAGACUCCUGACGGCAGAGGGACAAGGACCUCUCUCCCAGCCGGGCUCCUCACAUCCAUCUAUGACCUCAGAAGAACUUUCACGAGGUUUGGCGGUGGAAAAAUUUGAUCUUGUGAAGAAAUGGGGAAUAAACACAUAUAAAUGCACGAAGCAGCUGAUCUCCGAGCGCUUCGGCCGGGGCUCCCGUACCGUGGAUCUGGAGCUCGAAACACAAAUUGAGCUGUUGAGGGACACGAAGCACAAGUACGAGGGAGUCCUGCAGCUCGCGCGAUCCAUGACCGCUCACUUCUACAACCUGGUGCAGACCCAGAGGGCGUUAGGAGACGCUUUCUCCGACCUGAGUCAGAAAUCCCCGGAGCUGCAGGAGGAGUUUGGGUAUAACGCUGAGACCCAGAAGCUCCUCUGUAAGAAUGGAGAGACGCUUCUGGGAGCCGUUAAUUUCUUUGUGUCGAGUAUCAACACCCUGAUUAACAAGACCAUGGAAGACACCUUGAUGACUGUCAAACAGUACGAGACGGCCAGGCUGGAGUACGAUGCCUACAGAGCCGACCUGGAAGAACUGAGUUUGGGCCCCCGGGACGCGGCCACCCUGUGCCGCAUGGAAAUUGCGCAGCAAAACUUCCAGAUCCAUCGCAACAAAUACGAGAAACUUCGGGGAGACGUAACCAUCAAACUGCGCUUUUUACAGGAGAACAAGGUGAAGGUGAUGCACAAACAGCUGCUCCUCUUCCAUAACGCCAUCUCGUCCUACUUCGCUGGCAACCAGCAGCAGUUAGAGGCUUCUCUGCAGCAAUUCAACAUCAAACUGAGCAGCGCGGCCAGCGACAAGCCGUCCUGGCUGGAGGAGCAGUGAGCCGCCGGACGGGCAGACGGGGGGCGCGGAGCCGCUGCGCAUGUCUGUGUUUUUAUUUAUAUGCGAGAGGCAGAAACACUCCAGUCUGUAAGCAUGUUACAUGUGUGUGGUGUGACAGUGUGAGUACGUGGCGAGGAGAAUGUGCGUGGGAUGGUACGUGUCGGUGCACACACAAUGUGUGA
Messenger RNA from Spea bombifrons (plains spadefoot toad), 1640 nucleotides. It is a transcript of the gene ARFIP2, whose product is annotated as ADP ribosylation factor interacting protein 2. Gene Ontology annotation, cellular component: trans-Golgi network membrane. The record is from RefSeq and is a predicted model, not a curated record. Gene Ontology annotation, molecular function: protein domain specific binding; phospholipid binding. Lineage: Eukaryota; Metazoa; Chordata; Amphibia; Anura; Pelobatidae. The transcript has 9 exons. Gene Ontology annotation, biological process: regulation of Arp2/3 complex-mediated actin nucleation; intracellular protein transport. Bases 361 to 1458 code for a protein of 365 amino acids.